AUGGAGAUGAACUUGGUAGAUAAUUUAAAAAAACUGAAGGAAAAAUUUAGAAACGAAGACGCCGCGUUUGAUUCAGUAGAUAUGGAAAAAUGUUUACGAGAAUUUAAAACUGAGCUAUUUGUUAAAAGGGAUCAAGUCAAACAACUAAGAAGCGACUUGGAUCUUUCAAUGGCGGAAAAUGCAGAGCUGAAAAAAAGUUUAGAUAGUGCAACGAAAGCUUUGGACGAAAGAAGCUUUAAUCUCAAUGUUGUUAGUAAAAAGUUUCGAAACGCCGAAGAUGAGCUCCUGGACAAAACGGAUAAAUUGAAUACUGUCCAAAUGCAGUAUAAAUUGAUGGUGAAGGAAAUGGAAAAAAUGAAGGAACAUUUACAGAUAAAUGAAGCAGAAAAGUUGGAGUUGUCCAGAAAAUUAGAAGUUUUUGAAACAAAGCAUCGUCAGAGCUUUAUUUAUCAUAACCAAAUAUUAAAAAGAGAGAAUGCAUUGAUGAGCACCAUCGAAGAAGUAGGAGAAAUGGUUAAAAUGCUUAAGUCGGAAGUGGGCGAAGUAAAUGAAUUUCACGAGAAGACUAAGUUAGCAGAAGAGUCACUAGAAAAAUACCAACAGCUUAUUCGUAGCUAUGAUAAGCUGAAAAAAGAAAAAGACUACAUUCAGGAGCUAUAUAUAAAGAUAAAUGAUCCUACAGUGACAUUUUGUCUGUGUUCACUGAAAAACAUAGGAACUAAAGCGUUGGAUGCAGAGUGGACCGCCAGCAGAUCCCACUAUAGGCAGCAGAUUCAAAAAACCAAUGAAAUAAUACAAAAACUAACAGACUCCUAUACCACUGAAAAAACAACUAAUGUCCAACUUAUUGAAAAACUUGAGGAACUAAAACAAGAAAAUGAUAAACUAAAGACAUAUAUAGAUACGUUAGAGAAACCAAAAGAAACUGAAAAGUUAGGACAAGAAAUGAAAGUACUCAAGCAGACAGAAACAGAAAAUGAUAAUGUUGAAGCAGUUAGGAUCAAAGAAGAACCUAUUAUAAUUGAUUAG
Molecule: messenger RNA, 1029 nt
Organism: Diabrotica balteata
Lineage: Eukaryota; Metazoa; Arthropoda; Insecta; Coleoptera; Chrysomelidae
Source: the annotation of a GenBank genome assembly